Messenger RNA from Asparagus officinalis (garden asparagus), 1825 nucleotides. RefSeq lists its product as uncharacterized. The record is from RefSeq and is a predicted model, not a curated record. NCBI's taxonomy places the organism in Eukaryota, Viridiplantae, Streptophyta, Magnoliopsida, Asparagales, Asparagaceae.
UCUCUCCUCAUUCCCCCCCCACUCCCGCUUCAAAAAUUCGCGCUGGACUUAAAUUAAAGCCUUCAUGUGGGGCCACCAGCUCAGCUCGCAAACUCCCUGCACGCUUCUCAACGCAUCCUACGAAUUCCUACCGCUCCCCAGCUCAUCCCCAAUUCCAGCCUGUCACCUUCUCCAAAUAAAAUCCCCACGCUCAUCCUCUCUUUCCCCAAACCCUAACCCUAGGAGAAAAAAAAGGGGGGAAGUUAAGUUCCAGUCCGCGUCUUCUCUCUUCAAUGGACCCUUGCCCAUUCGUGCGGGUCCUCGUCGGGAACCCCCGCGCCGCCGCUCGCCCCGGCCGCUCCGGCGGCGUUCACCCUCGACCCCCUUGCUAUUGCAAGAUCCGCCCUCAACAAGCUCCCCUACCAAACCUCGCCGGUGAACUCGUCCCCGACGACAACUCCGGCGGUGACCAGAACCCCCAUACCCUAACCCUGGCCGCCAGUUUCCACCUCAGCCAAGCCUAUCUCGACAAGAUCGCCUCCAAAGCCGUCAUCUUCGCGGGGAAAUCGAAGCUCAAGGUCGCGAUCUACACUGGACGAAGAGGGUCUACAUGCGGAGUGAACUCUGGCAGAUUGCUAGGCAAAGUGACUCUGCCGUUGGAUCUGAAGGGAGUUGUGGGAAAAGGAUGCGUGUUUCAUAAUGGGUGGGUUAAUGUUGGGAGGGAGAGCAAGGGAUCGUCGGCGAUGCUGCACUUGACUGUGAGAUCUGAGCCGGAUCCGAGGUUUGUGUUCGAGUUCGACGGAGAGCCUGAGUGUAGUCCGCAGGUGUUUCAGGUUCAGGGGAAAAUGAGGCAGCCGGUGUUUACUUGCAAGUUCAGUACUUAUCGUCCUGGCGAUCGAAACUUGAGAACAAGUUCUCUGCCAUCUGAACCUACGAAUUCAAGAAGCUGGCUCUCCUCCUUCGGAUCCGAGCGCGAACGCCCUCUGAAAGAGCGCAAAGGCUGGUACGUCACCGUCCACGACGUCUCGGGCUCCACCGUCGCCAUGGCCUCAAUGGCGACCCCCUUCGUCGCCUCUCGCACGCACGACCGCGUCAGCAGCACAAACCCUGGCGCCUGGAUACUCUUCCGCCUCGGGAGGCACAUUCUCAAGCCCUGGGGCCGCCUCGAGGCAUGGCGCGAACGGCGCGGGUCCCGGACGGUCUCGCGCUACCGCUUUCGACUCAUGCCGAUGCCAACAACAUCAAUGGCGUCGGAGUCUCGCUGGCCGAUUUGUGAUCGACGCCGGCCAGGGUGGGAAUUCUCGAUCGAUCUCACUGGAAGCAAUGGGAUCUUGACGAGGCAUUCAUCGCCGGGUUGCAGUCCGAGGGGGAGUGGGGAUUUUGGGUAUUGUUUGUGGCAGUUUUCGAGCUAUCGAGGGUUUGUAAUGUCAUCAUCGGUUGAAGGAGAAGGGAAAUGUAGCAAGCCGGUGGUCGAGGUCGGAGUUCAGCACGUGGGGUGCACGGAGGACGCAGCGGCGUUCGUCGCAUUGGCGGCCGCUGUUGAUCUGAGCAUGGAUGCCUGUAGGCUUUUCUCUCAUAAGCUUAGAAAGGAGUUUUCCUUGCAGAGAGAGGGAUCAGGCUCAUUCUGAUUUGAAUUUUUUUUUUAAUUUUUUUAUGGGCGUGGGUGUGAUUGUUAAUUUUAGGGGGGGUGCUUUUGGCAAAUGUACAGAGCUGAGUGAAAUGUGUGUGUGAUUUUGAGCAGGUGUGUUUUCUUCUAGGUGUUUUUUGUGAACUAGAAGAGGGUAGCUAGCUGGUUAGUUUUUUGUAUUUUUGUACGUUCGAUUAAAAUAAAUUAAAAAUCAAAAUU